Messenger RNA from Rosa chinensis, 1507 nucleotides. RefSeq names its product spindle and kinetochore-associated protein 1 homolog. Gene Ontology annotation, biological process: chromosome segregation; regulation of microtubule polymerization or depolymerization; cell division. Bases 94 to 1035 code for a protein of 313 amino acids. Lineage: Eukaryota; Viridiplantae; Streptophyta; Magnoliopsida; Rosales; Rosaceae. Gene Ontology annotation, molecular function: microtubule binding. Gene Ontology annotation, cellular component: mitotic spindle; outer kinetochore; spindle microtubule. The transcript is spliced from 12 exons. The record is from RefSeq and is a predicted model, not a curated record.
AUGCUUCUCAUUUUCCCGCCAAAACAGCUUUUCCAACUUCAAAACGAAAAUCGACGAAUCGAAGAUCGAAACUUUCUGAAGAGAGAGUGAGAGAUGGAGGCGGAGAAAGCAGGGGCGUCGUUGGACUCGCUGAUCGCCGGGUUUAACAGUCGGAUCUCGGAGCUCCAAGAGCUCGCUAUUGCCCGAAACAUGUACCCGGCCAGCAGCGUCACCGAUUUGACGUCCGUCGACGCCGCCGUGAAGGCCAUGGAGCUUCAGGUCCAGGCCAUCAAGGACCGGGUUCGCGACGAAACCCUAGCCAUCCCCAAAGAAAAACUGGUACAAUGUGAUGCAUCGCUGAAGCAGCAAAGGAAAUUGAAGGAUAUGUCAUUUUAUGCCCCCACUCAUGUUCCGGAAAGUAUGUCAAUGUUGAAUUUGGAUACAAACAGAUGGCAAAAGCUCUCAGCAAAACAAUGGUUUGGUUUUGGGACCUUCAAGCUUGAGAAGGAUCCUGCACCGCCGCCUAAAGAGAAAAAGGGUCGUUCCACACCCCCAUUGUGGUUUAGAAGUGCUGAAGAGCUGGAAUGCUGGAUUCCUUGUCAUCAUACAGUAGGCUGUUGUGUAUCUACUCCAUGGUGGGUAAGUAUUGAAAAAAGAGGUCUUCUGUAUCUAGCUUUGUUAUGGCGUCAUUUUCUUGCUCAGAGUAUUACUAACUGCAUAUACAUGAGAGGAAGGCUUACACUAGAGAAGGUCAACACAGCUAUUAAUGACAUGGCAACAUAUGCUGAAGCAAAUUAUCAGCUCAUAGCUGCUCCAAAGAAGAAUGUGGCAGGAGAUCGAUGGGAAAAAGCCUUGGAAAUAAGAGAUAUAGUAAUGCAUGAAGCAGUAAAGGGAAAACACUUCUUUCUCGAAACUGACAUGAAGGGACCAUCCUUGAAGCUUGACAACACUGGAAAAGCAAUACUAACAGUCCUUCGUCACCUUGGUCGUUUAAGUGAGACACGGAUUGGUCAUAAUCGGGUGAUCAUUCUUUUGCCUCCAAAGAGGAGAAAAUGAUUUCUACGACCUCAAAAGAAAUGCUAUAUAUUAAGCUGUUGUAUAUCUACUCCAUGGUGGGUAGAUAUUUAAAAAAGAGGUCUUCUGUAUCUAGCCUUCCGGAAGGCUUACACUAGAAAAGGUCAAUACAAUAUUAAUGACAUGGCAACAUAUGCUGAAGCAAAUUAUCAGCUCAUAGCUGCUCCAAAGAAGAAUGUGGCAGGAGAUCGUUUGGAAAAGGCCUUGGUCCUUCGUCACCUUGGUCGUGUAAGUGAGACACGGAUUGGUCAUCAUCAGGUGAUCAUUCUUUUGAAGCCUCAUUGAUAGGGCUUGUCUUCUAGACAAAUGUAUGCACUGUUUUCAAUCCUUUUCUGCUUCGGAUGAAACUCACAGCUCCUACACUGGUUACUUGUCAACAAUCAUGCAGGUGACAGGAAAUCGUUGCCAAAACGCGGGGAUUAAAAUACCUAAUGGACGCAGUAUAACGAUUAAU